ACCAGACGGAAACCAAAAUGAGUUUUCCCCAAGAAAAUUAUAACUAAAAUCUGCUGAUGCUGUUUGCUGCAAGAUACACACCAAUUCUAGGGUUUCUGAAAUUUUCUACUCUUCCAAUUUCACCAACCUUGCUGCUGAAUUUUCCGGGACAAACUUGAAGCCAGUUGACUUUCUUACAAGAUAUUCGAUACCGUUUGCUUUUGAUUUUUCUUCCGUUAACAAGCCAGGGGUUGUAUUCAGUUUGGUAGAAAGAUGUCUUCGUCGACAUCAUCAGCUACAGUUGCAGUGGAGAAGGCAACCAGCGACCUUCUAAUAGCUCCCGAUUGGACUAUGAACAUCGAUAUUUGUGAUUCCGUCAAUUCUAACCAUUGGCAGGCCAAAGAUGUUGUAAAAGCUGUAAAAAGAAGGUUGCAGAAUAAGAACGCCAGAGUGCAAUUACUUGCUUUGACGCUCUUGGAAACAAUGGUGAAGAACUGCGGAGAUUAUGUCCAUUUUCAAAUUGUUGAGAAAAAUAUACUGGGAGAGAUGGUUAAAAUUGUGAGGAAGAAGGCAGACAUGCAAGUGAGGGAUAAGGUCUUGAUGAUGUUAGACUCUUGGCAAGAGGCGUUUGGUGGGCCUAGAGGAAAAUACCCUCAAUACUACUCAGCAUAUGAUGAGUUAAGGAGAUCUGGAGUAGAAUUUCCACAACGUUUAGACGCAUCUCCAAUAUUUACUCCACCUGCUACUCAUCCAACAUUGAGCACUCAUGCUGGUUAUGGAAUGCCAAGUGGCUCAUCUAGAAGCUUGAUGAAACAAUGCAACAGAAAUGGAAAGUCUGACAAGGUAAGGAGCCAGAUUGAUGAGGAGGAAGAGGAGGAAGAUGACUUUGCUCAGCUAGCUAGAAGGCAUUCCAAAACACAGCCUGUGCCUUCUGAGACCACAUCUGCUGGGAGCAGCAGUGCAGUUGUAUCUAAGGGUGAUAACAACACUAAGCCGCAUAUUCCAGCAGUCUCAACCAGUGUUCCAUGCAAUGCAAUUACUCCGCUGGAUCCACCUACACCAGUUAGAACUACAAAGGAUCAGGACAUGAUAGAUCUUCUAAGUAUCACCUUGUCAACAGUGUCCACAUCUCCUCGCACCUGUCAGAAUCCAUCAGCCUCCAGCCAGAACAUCCAUCCGACACCCCCUUACACUAGUGCACAGGAAUACCCAGCUACUUCCCAGACUUACUGUGGAAGUGAAGAACAUGCAUCAUUAAACAGCUAUGUUGUUCCCUGGGCCCAACCUCAGUUGCAGAACCAACCCCAACCUGGAAAUUAUGUGCAGUCUCAGUCUCAACCGCAGCCUCGCUUACGCACACAGCCGCAGAUGCAAUCUCAAUCUCAAUCUCAAUUGCAACCACAAUCUCAUCCUCAAGUCCAGUCUCAGUGGCAACCUCAUGUCCAGUCCCAGUACAAACCUCAGUAUUCUCAAUAUUCAUCUGGCUACCCUCCUCCACCGUGGGCAGCUACUUUAGAUAACCCCAACCCCUCAAGAGACUUGCCUACCAACAUGUUCUGGACUCCCCGAGCAAACGUGAGUUCAACCUACACAGCGCAGGCAUCUAGACCCUUCAUGCAGCACAAUAAUUCAUUUCCUGUAAGGGGAAACAAUGGGUCAGCCAUGGUAAGAAAUCCGCAGAAUACCAGUACUUGGAACCCUGCCACUGCAGCAGGACAGUCACCGAAGCCCUUCAUUCCCUCAUACAGAUUGUUUGAAGAUUUGAAUAUUCUUGGAAAUGCUGAUGGAAAGCUUAAGGUGACAAGCAGCACAUCUCCUAGCUUGUCAGGAACUUCUAGCCAAGGGAUGCUAGGAGGAAGAAAGUGAAGUAUCAGCCUCCGAAGAAAGGACCUAUCUAUGUGAAUAUGGUGUAUAUUAGUGCAUCUUCUUUCUUUCUCAAACAUAUUUGAAGAUUUUACUUUGAUGAAAUAGUGCCUUUCUUUGUCAUUGUUGGACUACACUAUUCGGGUGGUAUUUAUCUAAUUAAAUGAUAGUGGGAAAGAGGCUAUAAUAGGUGGGUUGAUGUAUGACUGACUGUUGCUUGUUAUCCAACUUAAAGCUGCUUCUGUUGUUACUAUGCA
Carica papaya (papaya) is the source of this 2099-nucleotide messenger RNA. NCBI's taxonomy places the organism in Eukaryota, Viridiplantae, Streptophyta, Magnoliopsida, Brassicales, Caricaceae. The record is from RefSeq and is a predicted model, not a curated record.